UCUGUUUAUUUAUAACCUCUUGUCCUCUAUUUAAAUUACUGUUAUUUUCCUGUCAGAGUGUCGUCAACUCCGAGACUGUCCAAAGACCCCGGUGCGCCUCUCGCUGCCUGUGCUGCCGGGCUGCCUCCCAGCCCCUGUGAGCAGCGUGACCUGGCAUCUCCGUCCCCCCGCGCACGGCACCGUGGAGCUGACCUCCCCCGCCGGCCCCCUCAGACAGUCCCUACCUGGGCAGCUGUGCAACGACAGCCUCAUCAUCAAAGUGGCCGAAGACGACGGCACAGAUAUCGGACACUUCUGUCCUCAGGGAGCCAUACAGAAGAUCCAGAUCCACACCAACAUGUCUGUCACCGUAUCCAACACGGGGAGGAACGCACUGAAGACAUGUUACAAGAACGUGCUGGACGCAUGUUUUAAAGACGAGAUAUCGGAGAGAUAUAUCUUCACUGUAUCUUCAAAGAAAAAUGCCCCCGUCCUCUUGGCCACUCCCGGUUGGCCGGAGGGAAUGAAAUCUCAAGUCACCGUCUCUUGGAUCGUCUCCGUGCCACCGAAGAUGGAGGCGCACCUGAUGUUUGCCAACGUCAGCCAGCCCAAGUGCAGCCUCCGCCACACCAAGAUCAGGGUGCAGAGGGUCGGCCGCCGGGAGGAGGACUACAGCCGCAGGGAGGAUGAGGAGGCUGAGGAGGAGAUCACAGUCUCGGAGAGAUUCUACCUCAACAUGUCCAACUGCAUGCCUGAGAGAGGAAUAUUCAGCGUCAUCACCAAGAUCACGUUGCGGGAGAGCAAGAGUAAGAGAGUAAUGUUGCAGGGUUAUUUACUAUACAUCAACUCUAACUUUCUUUUUUAUAUUUGGACAGUAAUUUACUAG
Hippoglossus stenolepis (Pacific halibut) is the source of this 865-nucleotide messenger RNA. RefSeq names its product CUB domain-containing protein 1-like. The transcript has 2 exons. NCBI's taxonomy places the organism in Eukaryota, Metazoa, Chordata, Actinopteri, Pleuronectiformes, Pleuronectidae. Bases 338 to 865 code for a protein of 175 amino acids. The record is from RefSeq and is a predicted model, not a curated record.